AGUAGUGGAUAAUGAAAAAAAAUGAAAGUAAACAAACAAACUACAAAUAGCAAUUCGUCGUGGCAACAACGAUACUUAUGUUUAGGAGACACAACUGAUUGUGAUCGCUAAGUAGAAUUUAGACGAAGUGCCUUUGCAGUAUUAUAUGUUAGCAGAAAUUGCUCGAACGAAUGUUACGGAUAUAGUAAAAUGUUAUUCAAAAUCUAGUUAGAACAAAAACCAGUAUAUUGGAGUUGUAGUCAAUUUUGGAAUUUGUGUACUCUUUAUUAAACUAAAAAUCCAAGCUUUCUGGAAAUGUUUUUUCCAACAUCAGGGAAACUACAAUAUAAGUGGAGUCGAGAGUGUGGACUAAGCACGUGAAAUCACCUUCACCUGGUUUAGAGCGAACAAGAGCUCUACGGGAAAGAUCGGUUGACCAGUGGACGUUUACCUUUAUGAGGAUUAAACAUAACUUCCAGAAGUCUAUAAACAUGAAUUUGAUGAGUAGAACAGCUAAAUUAUUUCAAAAGAAAAACCUAAGAUACCCCCAAAAAAGGACAAAACACGACCACACAGGAAGGCACGCACCUUUAACGCAAUUAUCAAAAGAUGAACGUGACUUGCAGGAUAAUGUUGCGAAAUUUGCUAGAACUAGCAUAGCGCCAUAUGUAAGAGAAAUGGAAAAAGAUGGUGAAAUCAAACAAUCUGUUAUAGAUGCUUGUUUUAAAAAUGGAUUGUUCGGACUAGGAAUUGAUGAAAAAUAUGGUGGAAUAGGAUCAGACUUCAUGAGAAGUAUAAUUGCGAUAGAACAAAUAGCAAAAGUAGAUCCUGCAGUUUCUGUACCAAUUGACAUUCAAAUUACUUUAGUCAAUACCAUAUUAAUGAAAUUAGGUACUGAAGAACAGAAACGGAUGUAUUUACCACGUUUAGCAAACGAUACCAUAGGUGCUUUUGCACUAUCAGAACCCACAUCUGGUUCUGAUGCUUUUGCGAUGAAAACAUUGGCCAAAAAAGAUGGUUCAGAUUAUAUUUUAAAUGGAACGAAAAUGUGGAUUUCGAGCGCUGGUAUAGCUGGACUCUUUAUUGUUAUGGCUAAUGCUGAUCCGUCUAAAGGAUACAAGGGAAUCACUUGUUUUAUUGUUGAGAGAGAUAGCCCUGGUUUGACUGUCGGAAAACCCGAGAUCAAGUUGGGUAUUUGUGCUUCUGGUACUCAUCCAGUCCAUUUUGACAAUGUCCGAGUCCCUGAAAUAUCAAUAUUGGGAGAAGUAGGUCAAGGCUACAAAAUAGUCGCUGGUUCGUUAAAUGAGGGAAGAAUAGGCAUUGCAGCACAGCAAUUGGGCAUAGCUCAAGGUUGUUUAGAUGCUACCGUCCCUUAUACAUUAGAAAGAAUCCAAUUCAAACAACCUAUUUUUAAUUUUCAAGGUUUACAAUACCAGAUAGCAAAAAUAGCAACUCAUAUUGAAUGUGCAAGACUGUUAACCUACAAUGCUGCUAGGCUAGUGGAAUCAAAAACAGAUUUUUUGAAGCAAGCUUCAAUGGCUAAAUAUUAUUCAGCAGAAGUUGCCCAGCACACAUGUACUAAGUGCAUCGAUUGGUUGGGAGGUGUUGGAUUUACAAAAGCAUUUAUACAAGAAAAAAUGUAUAGAGAUUGUAAGAUUGGAAGUAUAUAUGAAGGUACUUACAAUAUACAGAUGAAUACUAUAGCGAAAUGUAUAGAGAAAGAAUAUAAAAAUAUGUAAUAAAUAAUUUUCAAAAACA
Molecule: messenger RNA, 1737 nt
Organism: Diorhabda sublineata
Lineage: Eukaryota; Metazoa; Arthropoda; Insecta; Coleoptera; Chrysomelidae
Product: short/branched chain specific acyl-CoA dehydrogenase, mitochondrial-like
Exons: 7
Coding region: 435-1718 (427 amino acids)
Cellular component (GO): mitochondrion
Molecular function (GO): acyl-CoA dehydrogenase activity; flavin adenine dinucleotide binding
Source: RefSeq, a predicted model, not a curated record